Messenger RNA from Alternaria alternata, 634 nucleotides. RefSeq names its product DUF1960-domain-containing protein. Lineage: Eukaryota; Fungi; Ascomycota; Dothideomycetes; Pleosporales; Pleosporaceae. The coding region runs from base 54 to 401 and encodes 115 amino acids. The record is from RefSeq and is a predicted model, not a curated record. The transcript has 3 exons.
ACACAAAUUAAUCUCCGUACGAUACCACACUUAAUACCCACAUCUACGACACAAUGGCCCGCGGAAACUCCCCCCAGACCCAAGUCUUCUACAAGGGCAGCUCAGGCGACCAAUUCACCAUCUUUGUCGAGAGCGUAGAGGCGCUGCAGAAGUGGAAGGCUGACAGCAGCAUUCCUAUGGUUGAGGUUGUUGCUGGGUGGAAGGUCAUGGUACCCGAACACGGCAAGCAGGGUGUGCUCAACACGGCUUCCAAGCAGCAGCUAGAGAAUGAGUUUGGUGCUGGCGCGAAGGAGGAUGACAUCUUCAAGAAGAUCCUCCAGGAGGGUGACGUUCAGUCGAGCGAGAACUCUGAGCGCAUCGGCAUCACCAACGAGACUCAGGGCGGACGUCAAGCCCACUAAACGCCUCGAUCAUGUCUACAGCGUGACGAUGAGCGAACGAUCUUAGUCUUUCUUAUGACUUUCGAUAUGAUAUCAUGACUUGGGAAGGGGUGGAUGGGGUUUAGCUAGUGAGCGAGAGCUGCUGGCUUGCAAGGAGGGAUUGGGAUGACACCUUUUCCUGCAUCCUGCAUGUUUGAUAGGCAUCUACAAUGGAAUAGAAUGUCUAUAAUGAAUUUCUGUCUGGCUGCGAUGGU